AUGAAUGCGAAAAACCCCUGGCAUGAGGCUGCGCCAAGACAAGCCACCGGAAACAAGAACCGGAAAAAGUGUCAAAAGACAGUGACAGAUACGCGAGCAGGCCAAGAUUCAAGACUUGAGGCUAUCCCUAGAUUCUUGUGGGCGAGUAUGCUCAAGGCGGUUGGGAGCCUCUGGGCGGAUUAA
Molecule: messenger RNA, 183 nt
Organism: Fusarium odoratissimum NRRL 54006
Lineage: Eukaryota; Fungi; Ascomycota; Sordariomycetes; Hypocreales; Nectriaceae
Exons: 3
Coding region: 1-183 (60 amino acids)
Source: RefSeq, a predicted model, not a curated record